AACAGAUUUUUGUGGACAAUUAUGAACUUUACCAAAAAUAAAGUGUUUAUGUUGAACAAUGACAAUUUUAACUUUUGACAUAAAUUGAUUUUGAAGUACCACUUUUGACUUAGUUUUUGCCUUUAAACGUUGCUGCAAGAGAUGAUUCUUGUCCGUGUUGUGUUUGUGUUAUUACUAACAUGCAAAGCUUUAGCAGAGACAGUUCAUGUACGUCGUCAUCCCCGUUAUCUUGUUUUUCCUCCAGGACUCGGGAAUAAACUCCAGAUCAUCUGUGGGUUUGGUGUCCCCAUUGACGCUCCUCGUACCAGUCUCACCUAUGGACUUAUCCUCAAGACUAACUACGUCCUGCCCACCAACGCCACGCAGUUCACUGAUCCUUACGUAGCAUUUGCUCGCCGUGGGAUCGGAGCUUCUCGCUGGCAUCUCUACUAUACUGCUGAGGCUGUACUGUCUAGGCUUGGUAUAGGAGGUCGCAGUUGUUUGUUAAGAGCCGUCUGUGAAGCGGCCGAAACUCCUCUUCACCACAACGGGCUGCUGGGAGAACUGCUCCACAUCCUGCUCACUCCCACCUCCACUGAGGAUGAGCCUAUAGACUCCAGUGUGCUGCAUUACUACGCAGCAGAACGCUACGGCAGAGCUCUGCUCAGCAAUAGUUCCGCAGCACCUUGCAGUCAGCAUUACGCAGCUUGUGAUACGGGACUCUUGGACAUCGUGUCAACCCUCGUAUCCGACUCUCUAUCGUCACUUCUCUGAAAUCUUGCUCAUGUAUACUUAAACUUUAUUGAAUUAAAAGUGUUUGUAUUAUA
This is a messenger RNA of Macrosteles quadrilineatus (aster leafhopper), 806 nucleotides long. RefSeq lists its product as uncharacterized. Lineage: Eukaryota; Metazoa; Arthropoda; Insecta; Hemiptera; Cicadellidae. The record is from RefSeq and is a predicted model, not a curated record. The transcript is spliced from 4 exons. Bases 142 to 753 code for a protein of 203 amino acids.